This is a messenger RNA of Papilio machaon (common yellow swallowtail), 1001 nucleotides long. It is a transcript of the gene Swip-1, whose product is annotated as EF-hand domain-containing protein D2 homolog. Lineage: Eukaryota; Metazoa; Arthropoda; Insecta; Lepidoptera; Papilionidae. The transcript has 3 exons. The coding region runs from base 182 to 769 and encodes 195 amino acids. Gene Ontology annotation, molecular function: calcium ion binding. The record is from RefSeq and is a predicted model, not a curated record.
AGAGAACGCACGCGGAGCGAGUGCGAGGCACUGACUGCGGCGGCAGGCGGCCGCGGCUCCAGCGGUUAGCUCAGCUAGUGUCAGAGAGGUCGCACUAACGUGAACAUCUCGCCGACGCGCUCUCAAAUAUACACAUUACGAAAAAAAUCACUCUACCUUUUUUGGCGGGUAAUUUUCAACAAUGUCGGCCACCGACGAACUGAGCGGCAUUCUCUCGAGGCGACAAGAGAUAAACGAAAAACUCGAAGAAGGGCUCGAAGUUAAACCUAAAUAUAAAUUUGUGAAUGUUUUUACGGAGUUUCAUGAAUUCUCCAGGAAGGAAAUUAAACAGUACGAGGAGACCUUUAACAAGUUCGAUGAGGGUCGCGAUGGUUUCCUCGACCUGACGGAAGUGAAGCGGAUGAUGGAGCGACUGGGCGCGCCGCAGACGCACCUCGGCCUCAAGGCUAUGAUCACCGAAGUCGACGAAGACGGCGACAACAAGAUCAGCUUUAGAGAAUUCUUACUUAUAUACCGGAAGGCUCGAUUAGGCGAACUCGAAAUGGACUCCGGUUUAGAAGCACUGGCAAGACUAACAGAGAUCAACGUCGACCAAGUCGGUGUUAAUGGGGCAAAGAAUUUCUUCGAAGCCAAAAUUGAAGAAUUGUCAAAGAAAAACAAAUUCCACGAUGAAAUUAUUCAAGAACAGGAAGAGAAACGUCGCGAAGCUGAAGAAAAAGCUCUACGGAGACAACGGUUUAAAGAAAAAACUGCAAUCUUUCAACAUUGAUUUAUUUACGGAUCGUUUAUGUAUCUAGUCUGUAAGCUGUUACCUUAUGGCUUGGUGUAAUACUUAUUGUUUACAUUGUCGAAACAAGCACAUACUAAACAUGUUUUAUGAGAAUGUUUCGAAGCGCGAAUUUACACUUAAGCAAAUCGCAACAUCGAGAUUUUAACAUCUUUGAAUAAUUAUGGGUUUAUUUUAAUAAUUUUAAGUAAGUUUUAAUAGGCCUAGUAUAAGU